Molecule: messenger RNA, 2398 nt
Organism: Stegastes partitus (bicolor damselfish)
Lineage: Eukaryota; Metazoa; Chordata; Actinopteri; Pomacentridae
Product: lysophosphatidylcholine acyltransferase 1
Exons: 14
Coding region: 97-1605 (502 amino acids)
Cellular component (GO): endoplasmic reticulum
Molecular function (GO): 1-acylglycerophosphocholine O-acyltransferase activity; lysophosphatidic acid acyltransferase activity
Source: RefSeq, a predicted model, not a curated record
GGGCGUUUCUGCACGGCGUGAAACAACACAGACAGCGGCACAGGACUGUUUUAAACACCGCUUCUCUCCAGUUGUUUGACUGUCAACUUGUCAGCAAUGAAGACGACCAACAGUCGCUCGUCGAGAUUUGGUAAAAACCCCUUCGUCCACCAGCUGAAACUCACCGGGAGGGAGAAGUUAAAGAUAGCGCUGAUGUCGGUUACAGUUUUUCCAGUGCGGCUGCUGCUCGUCUCUUUCCUCAUGCUGCUGGCGUGGCCCUUCGCCUUCACAGCCUCCCUGUGCCGUUCUGAGUUCGUCAUCGAGCCGCAGUCGUGGUGGAGGAGGUUUAUAGACCUGUCUCUACGAGUGAUCAUGCGAGCCAUGUGGUUUUGUGGAGGUUUUCACUGGAUCAAAGUGAAAGGGGAACGAGCAGCCCCCUCUGAAGCUCCCAUCCUCACGGUGGCUCCACAUUCUGCCUACUUUGAUGCCAUCCCAGUCACCAUGACCAUGUGCUCCAUAGUCACCAAACUGGAGAGCAGGAGCAUUCCAGUCUGGGGCACUUUGAUCAGCUACAUCAGGCCAGUGUUUGUGUUUCGGUCAGACCAGGACUCAAGAAGAAAAACUGUAGAGGAGAUCAAGCGGAGAGCUCAGUCAGGAGGGAAGUGGCCUCAGAUCAUGAUAUUCCCAGAGGGGACGUGCACCAACAGGUCUGGUCUCAUCUUAUUCAAGGCUGGUGCUUUCAUUCCAGGACUCCCAGUGCAGCCGGUGAUACUACGCUACCCAAACAAACUGGAUACUGUUACGUGGACGUGGCAAGGUCCCGGAGCGUUCAAGAUCUUAUGGCUCACUUUGUGCCAACCUCAUAAUUCUAUGGAGAUUGAGUACUUACCUAUUUACACUCCAUCAGAGGAGGAGAAGAAGAACCCGGCUCUGUUUGCCAAUAAUGUCAGAAAGCUCAUGGCCAAGGCGCUGGAGCUGCCACUCACAGACCUGUCCUUCGAUGACCGUGAGAUCAGCCUAUCACAGGGCCCACUGCGGAUACACGACUACAGCAGCUUGCUGGAGUUCAACCAGCUGAUUUGCCGCUUAGGGCUGAGAGCAGGGACCACGGGCAAGGCGCUUGAAGAGCAGGCCAGGAGAGCCAGAAAGCUGCAGGGAGACACGCUGGGUUUGGACGACUUUGCCCAGUUCCUCAACCUGCCAGUCACAGACACACUUGAGCAAGUCCACAGCUUCUUUGAUCAGCAUGGAGCUGGACAGAUAGACAUCAGACACUACGUUACUGCUCUGUCUGUCGUUCAUCGACCUUUGAAGCCAAUGGAAACCCUCAAAUUAGCCUUCAAGAUGUAUGAGAGUGAGGAGACUGGGGAAAUCCUAGAGGAGGACCUGGCGGUCGUCUUUGAAAUAAUGCUAGGAGUGAAAGAAGUGGACCUCUCAGGAAUGUUUUUAGUGCUGGAAGGACCUGACACAGGAAGGAUCUCUUACGCUGAGCUUCAGAAUUUUAUACAGAAGUUUCGAAACUUUGCCCUGGAAUGCCUCGAUUUUAAAGAUCACCCACGAAAAUUCUGCGUCGCCAGAGAAACGCGCUGCAACGGCAACAACCAAGAGAAGAAUAAAGAUAACUGAGCGACAGACUUACCCGCUAUUUACGUUCUCUAUCCUACCCGGCAGCAGAUGCUGCGGCUUGCCUGCCACCUCGGUGCCUUUAAGUUGCAGGUAGAGAAAGAACAAAGUUGUUAGGAAAGGUAAGAAUCUGUACUCCAUCUCUUAUCUUAAUUCUCUUUAGAUUUUUUUUUCUUUUAGUUUCAUUAUGAUAUCAAGGAAGCUGUUUUUAAUGCUCUAGAAAUAUUUAUUUAAAGUUGACUUUCUUAUGUAUCAAAUGCAGAUAUUUAAAUUAAGGUAUAUUUUAUCCUUGUGGGAGAAUUUGUGUUGAAGGUUAGCACUGUUGUUAUCUCAGACAAAUGGACAAUAGCCUAUUGCCCUUUCAUGCUGCUCUUCAGUCUAUUACAAAAAGACAAAGAACUCUUUAUUUCAUGUAAAAAAUAAUCGGGAUAUUAGACAUUCUGCCAUUAAGUGACAAGUUUAAAAUGUUAUCUUACCAAAUUAUUUUACUUAAGCUACCACAGACGAAGGUACAACAGUUUCUGGGUGUUUUGUGUUGCUGUGAGUGAGUCCUGCACCUCCAUGGAAACGGUACAACCGUGACUAGAAGUAGAGAGAACUAGGAAAUGUCUUCUAAACACUACAACAAAGUUUUAAUGCCAUAAGUCAGAAAAGGGAAAAAAAAGAACUGGUUGAAUACAGCAUUCUUCUGUACAUGUUGCCCACCGCUGCACGGCGGCUCACAGAUAGAAGGUCGCUGGUUCACAUCCCGGUGCAGCGUGGCUUCUUCCCACAGUUCAAAAACAUGUUGAGGUUA